AUGGCUAACCCGCUGCCAGCAUCCUUUUCAUUGGUAUUGUUGCAGGAUUCCCAAUUCCUGGACCCUAUCGCGGGUCAGAUGUCAUAUGUCCUGGGUGUCUUCAUAUCCCUCAUCAUGUGGAGCUUCGGCCUGAUUUGGCUCGUAUUUGCCCUAGCCACAGUUCUAUACAGCUCUCCAUUUCCUUUCAAUAUGGACUGGCGGGGAUUUACAUUCCCGCUUGGGGUGUAUGCCGCAGACACUAUUGAAUUGGGCGUUGAAAUGGACAUCUUCAAAGUCCUCGGUACUACCUUAAGUGGCUUUGUUUUCCUAUUAGCAUGGCGUGAAACCCUGUUUUAUGCUCCGUGCUUACAAAAUCUGGCAUUGAAGGAGGAGGGGGCUGAGCGAGGUGGAGAUCAGCAUCAGCCUCUUGUCUUCGUUCAUGGCCUGAACCCAAGCGGUCGAAAUGAUCACCCUUUCCAGACAUGGACACACAGCAAUGGCAACUUUUGGCCAAGAGACUUCCUGGCAGAGGAUAUUCCGUAUGCGCGCGUCUUUGUCUAUGGAUACAAUUCAAAUAUCACCCAUCCACAGACCAUGUCCACCGCAAGCAUCAAGGACCACGCGAAUACCCUGUUGAAUUUAUUGGAUAUGGAACGUGGCCCCCAGACGGGCUCCGUUCUACCGAAAGUGAUAUUUAUCGGACAUAGCUUGGGGGGAUUAGUGAUCAAGCAGGCACUUCUCAAUGCCAAAGAAGAUCCCAAAUAUACUUCUAUUCGUUCGGCAACUUCUGGUCUCGUCUUCUUCGGGACACCUCAUCGUGGCGCGAAGGCUGUUGAGCUAGGGAAAAUUGCAGCCCGCGUUGCCCGCUUUGUCUCCAAAGGCCAUGCCAGCAAUGGCCUUCUAGACUGCCUGGAACACAAUUCGCUUUUUACUCGGCAAAUGACCGAUCGAUUUCGACACCAGCUAGAGGAUUACCGUGUUGUUAGCUUUAUUGAAGGGAAGGAGGUCCAGAUAGUGGGAGUUGGACCAGCAUCUAUCAGUCACCUUGUGGUUGACGAAGAGUCUGCUGUUCUUGGAUUAUCUGGUUUACGGGAAACUCAACUCAAGCUCGACGCAGAUCACUCCCAGAUGUGCAAGGUGGGCGUUCGGGGUCCUAUGUACCGUUUGAUAAAAGGAAAUAUCAAACAAUUGAUCGACCAGGCGCUUUUGUCGGAGCAAGGCUUUAUUCCACAAAUGCCUCCAAGUACAGCAUCAUCUUCACCGCCCGUGCCCCCACGCAUUCAUUCCAAUAGCAGCACGGCAUACCAGGUGCAGGGUCGCCCAUACCCGGCGGAAAGGGUGACAGGAGUGGUUUUCAAUGCUCUAGAUAACGACCCACGAUCUAUUCGCUCCGCAGAACUCAAGAAUCGGGCUCGAUGGGACGAAGCUCGAACUGUCGAAUAUGCGAUUUUCCAGGAGCAUUUGGGCAGCCUUGGUCCGGAUCAUUUUAGUACACUAUCAGUGGCAUACAACCUAGCCGAAGUGGAACUGGAGACUAGCUACUUGGACAAGGCAAAUGAAUGGUGUCAGUGGGUGUUCAAAAACGCCCAACGCGUCUUUGGGACAAAGCAUCCCUUGACAAUGAAAACGGAAAGUUUGACCGCAGAGGUCCUGUGUCAACAGGGCAAGUAUCAAGAGGCUGAGUCGGUCUGCGCCAACGUGUUAGCCCGUCAGCAAAUGUCUAUCGGUGAAGACCAUUUGGAUACCUGUGACACUCGGCGUCGACUAGGAAUUACCUACAAUGCGCUCGGCCGCCGGCAAAAUGCCGUGAUGACUGCAGAAAAGCUAACAGACACCCUGAAGCAUCUGCUUGGAGAAACCCAUAUUCGUGUCUUCGGCUCUGUGCUGGACGCUCUGGAAUAUAUUAUUAGUAACCAAUCCGGGGACGCAAGUACCCUAAUUGUUAUGCGUUUUCAACCCGAUGUCCAACGAGCGGUGGAGAUGUUGUUACAGGUCUACCAAGAGCUUCGGGCUGCAUUGGGCCAUGCACACCCAUCUACUAUUCGCGCUCUCUGUCUUCACGGCCAAGCACAAAGCUUUAUACAGCAAAGCAUGGAGGCCUCGGAGACCCUGCGACGGGCUUUGGCCAGUGCAGAAGAAGCGUUUGGACCCGAUCAUCCGCUAACAAUGGACAUCGUGGGUAACAUUGGCGUCAUGUAUGCUCUGCAAAAUGGCUAUGUUCAAGGUUUACUCACCAACAGUCGUGCCGUGGAAGCUUUCCCCUGGUUGAUACGAUAUCUGAACUGGGUUGAACAUCGCAAGGGCAAAGACAACCCCGAAACCCAAACCACAUUGGAGCUUCUGGGCAAUUUACACUUCAACGCUAAGGAGUACGAACCCGCCCAGAAGUACUAUGAGCGCCUCGUGGCGAAUUCGACCAGGACCGACUCCAAAGUGACUGAGCGCAUCAGCAGUCAACUUCAACUUUGUAGGGCGAAUACCAUGUACACCCGUCGGGGCCUAGGGUCGGGAAUAGGGGGGUUUUUGUCUAACUUGCAGCGAUAUUGA
Messenger RNA from Penicillium hordei, 2526 nucleotides. RefSeq names its product LipA and NB-ARC domain protein. Bases 1 to 2526 code for a protein of 841 amino acids. The record is from RefSeq and is a predicted model, not a curated record. The transcript is spliced from 7 exons. Gene Ontology annotation, biological process: transmembrane transport. Gene Ontology annotation, molecular function: hydrolase activity, acting on ester bonds; protein binding. NCBI's taxonomy places the organism in Eukaryota, Fungi, Ascomycota, Eurotiomycetes, Eurotiales, Aspergillaceae. Gene Ontology annotation, cellular component: membrane.